This is a messenger RNA of Racocetra persica, 1833 nucleotides long. NCBI's taxonomy places the organism in Eukaryota, Fungi, Glomeromycota, Glomeromycetes, Diversisporales, Gigasporaceae. The record is from the annotation of a GenBank genome assembly.
AUGUAUCGUGAAUCACCUAUAAAAUCAGAAUCACCCGUAAAAACAAAAUAUAUAGAUCUUGCAAAAACCAAUCUCAAGUUUGCCAAAUGUGCGUUCGAAAAGUUAAAAGAUGAAAAUUUGCAUGCUAGAAAGUUAUGCACUAGAGGAUUAGAAGUAACAAAAGAUAGUCAAAAGUUUUUAGAAGAAAUCACGAGAUUGAUGUUUCCCAACAGUUCUUAUCCUGAAGAAUGUUUAAAUGAAAAUGUAAACAAUGAUAAUAAAAUUGUCAAUUGUAAAUUUCAAAAAUUCAUCGAAGAGUCCAUAAUUUUUCGAAAUUUUGAAAAUAAAUUAUGGGAAAUUGAUCUUUGUGUCAAUUUUAGUAAUUAUGAUGAUAAUGUUGAGGCAGAGGUCGCUUAUAGAAUAGAUGUGAUAAAUAGUAUGAUUAACGAAUUAAAAAAUUCAAUUAAAGACUGGCAAACCCAACAAAAGAGGGACUGGAGAACAAUUAGAUCUAGAGCCAUGGCCUUCGUACGGUUUCUUUCGAUUGGAAGACAACUUGCUUGUGAAAUUCCUGAAAGUGAGCUUUCAGAUGGUGGAUUAGUUAGAGGAAGUAAUGAUCAUAUAGUUCAACGAAAUUAUAAAGCUGCAGCAGAGACUAGUGAUAAUGGUAAAAUUUUGAUACGUAAAGUUGCAGAAAAGACUACUAAUAAAAGUUUAAAUGAGUUGAAGAAAGAAAUUAAUUUUAUGCGCGAACUUUGUGAAUGUUCCAAUAUUCUUAAAUUUGAUUUCUCCGUAAUUUCAGAAUGGGCUAAUUAUAAUUUGCAAGAUUACCUUAAUCAACGACGUUGUUUAGAUCCGGCUGAAAAACUAUCAAUUGCCCGCGGAAUUGCUAAUGCAUUAAAAUAUUGUCAUGAAAAGGAUAUUUUGCACUAUGAUAUUAGACCUUCCAAUAUAUUGCUAAAUGAAAAUUUGCAACCUAAACUAUAUAAUUUUCGAAGUAAUGAGGAAUCUACAUCGUUACCGAUUAGUAUUUUAAGGUGGAGUUCACCAGAAAGAUUGCGCGGUGAAUACGAAAAAGCCAGUGAUGUAUACAGUUUCGCACUAGUUAUGUGGGCUAUUGAGCAUCAAAAAACGCCCUUUAUUACCUUAACUUCAAAGGAACAAAUCAAAAGCCAAAUACUUAAAAACAAUAAACGCCCAGAACUCACUGCCGUAGACGGUAUACCAGUCGAAUACAAUGAAAUUAUUAAAAAAUCUUGGAAUCAUGAUCCUUCUGUACGUUAUGAUAUGAAGAAAAUUUCAGGACUCUUGGAUAAACUAGACCUUGAAAAAUUCUCUAGCCAGGAUGAUAAUGAUUAUUUUGAUUUUAUCAACACAAAUAUCGAUAUGAAUCAGUCAACGUCGUCUAAAUCUGAACAAAUAGAACAGGGUAUUGAACAUCAUAAAAAUAAGAGAUAUGAAAAUGCAUGGAAAAUAUUUAAUGAUUACUGUAAUCAUAAACCUGAAGAUCCUUAUGCAAAUUUUUGGGUGGGCUUUUAUUACUUUAAAGGACAUUAUGUUGAGCCGAACCUUCAAGAAGGAAUGAAAUUCCUUAAAAAAGCUUCCGAGUUACAUCAUACGGAAGCACAAUAUUGGUACGCAUUGGCAUUGUUAAAUAGUUCUGAUGAGUUUGAGGGAGAUGGAUAUGAAGUCGCAAUGAAAUAUUUAAGAAUAUCCGCAUCGUUGAAUGAGAGAGCAUUGAAGGUUCUGGGAAGAAUUGUACAGACUGGAAGUUAUGGUCAAAAAGCAAAUUACCUUGUAGGAAAAGCGAUGAUUGAUAAAGCUCUUAAUAUGAGAAAUACAAGUAUAAAUUAG